GGGUGGGGUGGGACCGCGCGCGGCCUCGGGUGCUGGCGGGACGGGGCCGCGUUGGCGCGGUGUCUUCCGCCCUUCUGCGAUCCUCUGCAUAUUUUGUCUUUUUUUUUUUUUUUUUUUGCAAUUUUAAACAUUUUGCAAGGCGGUGGGUUCAAGACAGGUGAGAGCAUCCCGCAGGUCGCCGUCCAGGAGCCGGGGGGCACUUGGCGCGCUCUCCGGAGACAGGCUGCACUGGAAACCUGAAAGUUUUUGGCUUUUAUUUUUUUAUGCAGAUGCACUUAUAAAGAUAUAAGUACAUUUUUGUUCUUCCCUUGUCUCCAAGCGAGUACUUUUGGCAAAGGACGGAGGAAAAAGCUCAGCAGCAUUUUGGGGGGCGGUUGUUGUAUUUUUUUUUUUAAGAAAAAUAUUUGCAUCGCAAUGGAGAAAAUGUCCCGACCGCUCCCCCUGAACCCCACCUUUAUCCCGCCUCCCUACGGCGUGCUCAGGUCCUUGCUGGAGAACCCGCUGAAGCUCCCCCUUCAUCCUGAAGACGCGUUUCAUAAAGACAAAGACAAGGACAAGAAGCUGGACGAUGAGAGUCACAGCCCGACCAUCCCCCAGUCCGCCUUCCUGGGACCCACCUUAUGGGACAAAACCCUUCCCUAUGACGGAGACACUUUCCAGUUGGAGUACAUGGACCUGGAGGAGUUUCUGUCCGAAAACGGCAUCCCCCCCAGCCCUCAGCACGACCAAAGCCCGCACCCCCCGGGGCUGCCGCCCGCCUCCUCCGCUGCCCCCUCCGUGGUGGACCUCAGCAGCCGGGCCUCUGCACCCCUUCACCCUGGCAUCCCGUCCCCGACCUGCAUGCAGAGCCCCAUCAGACCAGGUCAGCUGUUGCCGGCGAACCGCAAUACACCGAGUCCCAUCGAUCCCGACACCAUCCAGGUCCCGGUGGGUUAUGAGCCGGACCCAGCAGACCUCGCCCUGUCCAGCAUCCCUGGCCAGGAAAUAUUUGACCCUCGCAAACGCAAGUUCUCCGAGGAAGAACUGAAGCCACAGCCCAUGAUUAAGAAAGCUCGCAAAGUCUUCAUCCCUGAGGAUCUGAAGCAGGAUGACAAGUACUGGGCAAGGCGCAGAAAGAACAACAUGGCAGCCAAGCGCUCCCGCGACGCGCGGCGGCUGAAGGAGAACCAGAUCGCCAUCCGCGCGUCCUUCCUGGAGAAGGAGAACUCAGCCCUGCGCCAGGAGGUGGCCGACUUGCGCAAGGAGCUGGGCAAGUGCAAGAACAUUCUGGCCAAGUACGAGGCCAGGCACGGGCCCCUGUAGGACGGUGUGGAGGGGGCUGGCUUUGGACUAGAUGGACACUGCGUUCCCCGUAUGACAGCACCACACCCCACCUGCCCUUCCCGACGUCAGCACUUUACCGGAGGCAUCAAUCAACACAACUGACUCCCGCUGUGGCGUGUGCGCGCUGGGCGCACGGGCUUGAGCGCGCGUGUGGCCAGCGGUGUGCGUUCCUUUGCACUUGCCAUUUCCAGAGAACCCUCUCAUCCUCUUUUAGCUCCCCAAACAGAAAGGUGCCAUGUUUUUACUGGACUAUGGAGACCUCCGGCGGGGUUUCCUGCCCCUCUCCUCCUCCCCACUCCUGCCCUUUCCACGCGGCUUCGUGGUCGCUCUUCCCUGCUCUGCCAGGACCCUGUGUUUGGAUCCACCGAAAGGGCCCUGGGAGAACAGUAGCUCUCAGUUUUCAAGACCCGGCUGUAAGUUACCAUGCCAACACGGUGCACAAAAGAACCCAGCACUACUCCGCGCCCUCUUCAGCUGUAGGUCGCUUUCCUCAUCUUUUCAGUUUGGAUGAUCAUCGUCUUCGCAUUGAAAGUGCUGUUUAGAUUCAUUAGAUCCCAUAUUUACUUAUCGUGCCACCCACUGAGUUUCCUGUCAUUCCGCCCACCCCGGAUCCAUAAGAGUACUCUCACAGACCACAGAGUGUGUGUUUGCACUGUCUGUACCUAAAGCAAUAAUCCUAUUGUACGCUAGAGCAUGCUGCCUGAGUAUUACUAGUGGACGUAGGAUAUUUUCCCUCCCUGAGAAUUCCACCCUCUUUUAAAAAACAAAAAUGACAGCAAUGCAUUUGAGCAUGCCCAGAACAUCCCCACCCAGGACAGGGAAGUAGAGGGAAAUGGCAGGUCUGAGAAGGAAGGGCUACUUUAUCAGCAUAGGAGCCAAAAAAAAAAAGAAAGAAAAAAAGUGCAUUUUGGGAAUGGCUUUUGACAUGGAUAUGUUUGGUUUUGUUCUCUCCCUUCUCCCAUAACCCUCCCCCCUCACCCCAUUUUUAUAGUUAACUUUUUCCAUAGCCCUCUUGAUAUUCCCAACAACUCCAUUAAGAUUCAGUUUCCCCCGUUUUUUGUAAUAUAUAUAUUUUUGUGACUUCUACCUGGCUGUUUUUAAACAUCAGUUACGUUAAUGAGUUGGUGUUUUGUAUGACCCCUUUUCCUAGCGGUGCCCUUUUCGAAUGCUUCAUAAAUUAAUGAUUCUGGAGCCUACAGCUCUUAUCCUGUUUGCUUUUGAACGUAUGUGCUUUUAUAAUGUGGACUUCUGAGAAAUGAAUGUAAAAGACACUGGUGUAUCUCAGAAGGGGGUGGUGUUGUCACAAACUGUGGGUAAUCCAAUCAGUUUAACUGUUUACUAUAGACCCAAAGGAGAGAUGAUGAAAUUGUCUAAUGUUUAUACAGAGUAAUUAUAGGAAGUUCUUUUUUUGUACAGUAUUUUUCAGAUAUAAAUACUGACCAUGUAUUUUGGAAGACAUAUAUUAUAUAGAGCAAAGAGAAAAGGAAAACUAGUCCAUGUUUUGAAAUUAUAUAGCAAAGAUAUAUAUAUAUAUUCAUCAACGUUGUACAGAGAAGGGCUUGGGGGUUUUGAUGUCUUUAAUAUUGUAAGCCUAUCACUGACACAUCAGCAUGUUUUCUGCUUGGAAAUUUCACGACAGUAUCGAGGCUCGCUGUGCUGAAUCCCGCUCUAACAUAUAGAAGGAGGUGUCUUGUUUCCUAGUUGGUCUCAGAAAGAAGUCAGUGAACGUCACCCAAAAAGCACAAAAUGGAUGUUAGUCAAAUAUUUAUUGGAUGCUACCGCGUUUUUUAGGGAAAGCAUCUGCCACAAAAAUGUUCACUUCAAAACGAUGACUUCCUGGACUGGAAUCUCACUGCACACACCCCGCGCAGCUCAGUCCUUCCCGUGGGCACGCGCGUCUUAGGCAGUUGGCGGUCGAUAUCGGUGCUAUGUGUGACUUAUGACUUGAUGGAUGUUCUGACUUUAAAGAUAGUUCUUCCGUUUUGCUCAGUUGUGUCAUGUCAAGAGAUUCUGCUGUUAUUACAAAGAAACACUUUGUGCUGGAUUAAAACACCCUUUCCUCCGUGAGAUUUCCUAGUUUCCUGCGUCUAGAGUACCUGAUUCUUUAGUGACCCGGUGGGCUCCUGGUCAGCCCGCCAGCAGUUGUCUCGUGGUGUGAGAGUCUCGGGAAACCCGGCUGGGCGGGUAUUCCCACCAGGUAUUCAUUCGGUCCCAGGCGACAGAGGACAGUGGGCGAUGGAAGAGUGUUGGAACUGAAAUGCAGUGCUCAGGUGAAUCACUCACAACAGAAACAAGCAAGACCUUGGGCGAUCUCAGGCCGAUGUGAAGAAGCGAUAUUCAGUAAGACACACAAGUGAGCCAGGGUUGGCCUUUUUAUCGGAAAAGAGGCUCAUUGCCAUAAUUGUUAAAUGGCACUAUUCUCUAAAGCAGAGACAAAUGAUAUAUGUAAGUGGUGACGUUGAAGGGAGCAUACCCCGGACCACCCAAUCCAUUGAUGUAUAAAAUGGUAGCGCCCCCCCCCCCCCAAAAAAAAACAACAAAAACUGCAUUUGAGUGUUGGUCUUUCUUGAAAUUAGAUUGUUUGUAUCAAAUGAGCAUCACAAAUGUUUUCUGCAGAAGAAAUAAAAUGAUCAUAAUAAAACGUACUCUUUCACGUGCCAGGAAAGGUUUCAGAAGCCUACCUCAUCUUCAACAAUUUUGAACUUUGGAGUCUGCACAGGUGCCUUAUAUGUAGGUCAUUGCCACGGCACACACGUGAGCACUCGCUCCUGGACUCGCUGCCUUCCGCCCAGGCCAGUUACCUGGGAGCGAGGCAGUUCUGCUAAAUGCGUGGGGGGCCGUGGCCCAGUGUGGCAUGACUCCAGUCCACCGGAGUCAGAGGAGUUCUGCAGACUGCAGCUAUUCUAACAGUCCUGCUGUCAUUUCCCCCCUUUCCUCAUAAGCAUCUUUCAGAGAUCAGUUACUUGGCCAUUAACAAUGAAGCCCAGUGGUGGCGUGCCAACAUCCUUUAGACACGAUUUGGAAUGAGUGGUCCAGGGCUUCCUGCUGAGGUCCCAUCGCCAUUUCUUCGGCCCAGACUUGCAGAGAAAGGCCGGAAUUGCUCAUCCUGUCCUGCCCAUGCUACCUGUGGCGGCAGGCGGGGGCGGGCGGGCUGUAAGUGGCCCUCUCCUUCUCUUGAGGAAGUGGCUGCCUUGCCCCUGCAGGCGUGGAGGGCACCUGCAACACCGUCGCUUAGAGCAGAAGGCCCUGUGUUGGAGGAGGGUGCAGAGGCGAUUCUGGCGUGGGCUGCGCAGGACGCUGUACUAGGUAUCCCAGUGCUUCCUUUCAGCUCGCUGGUCUUGUGAGGGGCUCAGAAUAAUUCUGCAUGUGCAUUGACAAGGUCUUGGGUCUAUUUUUGUUUUGUUUCUUUAGCCUGUUUUUUUAUGUAUUUUUAUUGAUUUCAGAGAGGAAGGGAGAGGGAGAGAGAGAUAGAAACAUCAAUGAUGAAAGAGAAUCAUUGAUCGGCUGCCUCCUGCACGCCCCACAUUGGGGAUGGAGCCCACACCCUGAGCAUGUGCCCUGACCAGGAAUCCAACCGUGACCUCCUAGUUUGUAAGUCGACUGAACCCCACCUGCUGGCAAUAAUACCAUUUUUAAAAAAAUGAGCACAGCCUUAGCCUCGAUCUUGAUGAAUUGAACUUGGCACAAAAGUCAGUACAUUUCACAGAGGGCCAAAUGUAUAUAGGGGUGUGUGUGUGUGUGUGUGUGUGUGUAACUAUUUAAGUCAAAACAUAAAAAUCUUUAAUUUUGGAGCACCUUACCAAACAUCACAAUAAUCUACCAUUAUCUUUUUGGCAACACCACAAAGAUUGCAUCCGCUAAACAGGUAAAAGUUCACAGGAGGUCGGUUUAAUUGUGUACCAUGAUAUGGGCUGUGUUUAUGCUGUUCAACGCAAACCUUUAUCUGUUAUCCUUAAUGUUUAAUAAACUUUGAAUUUUUUUCCUUUC
Molecule: messenger RNA, 5310 nt
Organism: Myotis myotis
Lineage: Eukaryota; Metazoa; Chordata; Mammalia; Chiroptera; Vespertilionidae
Gene: HLF
Product: HLF transcription factor, PAR bZIP family member
Exons: 4
Coding region: 415-1302 (295 amino acids)
Biological process (GO): regulation of transcription by RNA polymerase II
Cellular component (GO): nucleus
Molecular function (GO): RNA polymerase II cis-regulatory region sequence-specific DNA binding; DNA-binding transcription factor activity, RNA polymerase II-specific
Source: RefSeq, a predicted model, not a curated record